GUGUGCGUGAGUGGCAUGUGAUAUUUGUCUAAGUGUGUGUGCGUGUGUGACUUGGGUGCCAAAUAAAUUGUGUAUUAGGCAACGUAAAAUAAAACCUAUUAAACUACGACUGCAACUAAACAAAUAAACAACAAAAAAAAAAAAACAGCAAAACACCAAACGCGAAACGCGAACCAAAUAACAAAAAAAAAAAACAAUUUUGAUGACGCAUGCGGCAGUAGGGCAGAAGGUUAAAAUUACAACGACGGCACAGCGUCGAAAUUCGCCACACGUUUGAACGAUAUUUGGUUACAGUUUCGGGUUCGGAGUCCGAAAACAUUCAAAACCGAUACCAAUACCGAAUCGCAGCACGCAAGUUGUUGGCAAUUUAUAGGCGUGCGAAAGAACUAUAAGCGCCACAGCCACAGCUGCCGCGCCCCCGCCGCCCCUGCUGGCUGCCAGCCACUCCUACGCUCUACUCAAAACUCAACACAUGUCACAACAUUGUUAUGCUUAACUGUAUAUAAAUCAUAAAAUCUAACUAAAUAAAUUGUGAAUUGCUAAAGAAAACUAACAAGGCAUAAAAAUUACACACAAAAAAAAAACUCAUUACUUGAGCCAGAGCGCAUAAAGCAAGAGAGAGAGAGUGAGAGAGAGCGAGAGCAGAGAGCAGAGCGCGCCUGUGUUUUUAACUCCCACAAGUCGGAAACUCACCACACUCGGUGCGCGCGCUCUCCGCGUGAGUUCGCAACGACUGGCAACGCUGACUAAAGACUUUCACUCUCGGCACAAGCAUCGAGCAGGAAGCGCAUAUAUUAACACACAAGCAAACAACACAUAGCAAAACACACAUAACUAAAACUCAACUAAACAACACGGAAUAUCCGCUGCAACAACAAAUAAAUAAAUAACAAAAAACGAAGCAAAAAAAAAAGCAAGUAAAAGGCGAAACUUUUUGCAUGCAAGCGGUAGCAGCGGCAGCAGCAGCUGACUGCCGCAGGAAGCGUGCAAGGCGCAUUUUGACUACAACAACAACAGCAAGAACAACAGCAACUACUACUCUCAGCACGUCGGACAGUCCGUUGGCCGGUGCUUGUCCCAUUGCUGUUCCUGGCUGUCACAACUAUUGAAUAGGGCCACUUCAACACAAACACUGGCACAGGAUACAGGCCGUGCGCACACAGAGACACGCAACGCAAUUUUAAUGUAUCCUUAGAAUUUCAAACAGCGUCAGCCCUCACAGUGUAAUGCGCCUUGGGGGUAGUAGUGGUAUACCAUACGACGGCGACCCCCUGACAAUGAGCGCAGCUGGCAAUGAUUAUGCUGAAUUAUGCGAUCUUGGACCUUCACGUUGGAGUGCACGUUCAUACGGUUACCAUGCAGCAACAACAGCUGGUCUUGGCGGCAUCGGUGCCACACAGUCAUCAUCGAGUGUGCCCACCGGCGGCUCAGCGGGACUUACCGCUCAGCAUUUACGCAGCAGUGCAGCGGCUGCAGCAGCAGCAGCCCAAAACAGUUAUGAGGCCGAAGAUAUUGGUCUCGCCUUUGGCAUGAUCAGUCCCCCACCCACUGGCAGCGGGCACGUACAUUACGGCGGCAGCACCGGCACAGGCGCCGCAAUUGGGCUCGGCUCACGUGUCGGCAACAGCACCAGUUCGCUACGCGGCGUUGGCUCCGCACCGGGCGCCAGCGGACGCUCCGGCCUCUACUACUCCCCGCCCGGCACAUCGUAUACGAUCAUUGAGCGACCGCAUUCACCGCAUUACUAUUACAAUUCGGCGGGCGUGCCCACAAAAGGUGGCUCGCUGCCUGGACGCGGCUCCGCCUAUCUCAGCUCCUCGCCCUCCAGUCACAUGGCCGCAGGCAUGGCGGGCACAUUGCCCACAUCGACGGCAUCCAGUGGCCGGCACGCGUCCUCGGCCAAGGGCAAUGGCAACAAGAAGCGGCCCAUCUCACCGGAGCAGGUGCUGCGCAUGUUUGGCGCCACACAGUCGUCUUCAGUUCCUACGAGUAGCUAUCACUACAGCAAUGGCGGCACACGCGAACGCGACCGCUCCGGACGACGCAGUCCGGCCAGCAGUCCGCCCUCAACGACGCAUCAGAUCUAUAGAGAUCGCGAACGAGAUCGCAGUGUGCCGAAUAUACAUGAACUUACGACGCGCACGGUGUCCAUGUCACGUGAUCAGCAAAUCGAUCACGGAUUUGGCAUUUGCGUGAAAGGAGGCAAAGACUCGGGCUUAGGUGUUUACAUCUCACGCAUCGAAGAGAAUUCGGUGGCGGAACGCGCCGGCCUGCGACCCGGUGAUACAAUCCUAGAGGUGAACGGCACGCCAUUCACUUCAAUCAAUCACGAGGAGGCGCUUAAGAGAUGUGUGCAGAUAUUGAAAUCGUCACGUCAAAUCAGUAUGACGGUGCGCGCACCGCCCACACUGAACUCAACGGCGCCGCUCCAUGGCUUUGGUCCACCCUCCCGCGAUCCCAUGUACGCAUCAAUGCCACCCCUGCUCCCACAAUCUGCGUCGGCGCAACAGCAAGCAGCCGCUGCCGGCGGAGCGGGACUGCCCUUUCGUCAGACAUGCUCCUGGAUGGAUCGACACGGUCGGCCCGCCUCGCCGCCCAUGGAGUAUGGUGGCAGAAGAAACGAUCGCAGAGAUAGAAUACGCCGCGUUGAGCUGUUGAUAGAGCCAGGACAAUCGUUGGGCCUGAUGAUACGCGGCGGCGUGGAGUAUGGUCUCGGCAUCUUUGUCACGGGCGUGGACAAUGAUAGUGUAGCUGAUCGUGCGGGUCUUAUGAUUGGCGACGAAAUACUCGAAGUCAACGGUCAAUCGUUUCUGGACGUAACGCAUGACGAGGCCGUCGGUCAGCUCAAGUAUCACAAGCGCAUGUCGCUGGUAAUACGCGACGUGGGCAAAGUGCCGCACUCCUGCACGUCCAUCGAAAUGGAGCCCUGGGACGCAUACAGUCCAACUGGCACAAGAGCGCGUCGAAAAGGUCAAAUUGCGACCAUGGUGGAAGAGAAGGCGCGUUCGCUAUUGCCACGUCCUCAUUUUGCAAGUCUUUCAUAUUAUAUAGCCGAAUAUAGUGCGAAAGCAAUGACCAUAGAUGCCUUUGUUGCCGUUUUAUUAGAAAUGUUAGAUACGUACGAAAAGCACACGCUAGUGACGGAAAUACGCGAACUUGUCUUUCCCGAGGAUCGUACGCGCUAUGAUGAGCUUGUCUAUCGACGCGAGCGCGAUCCAUAUAGUGUGGAAAGACCUAGGCGUAAGGGAGAUCCCACACGUGAUUUGCCGGUAACAGCUGACGAUAUGGAAGUAAGCGCCGCCACCGGACGCAGUCCUUCGUCGGACUCGGGGCUAGGCAUGACCGUAACGGAUUUGAUUCAUAGACCCGCAAUACAGUUGCCAUAUCGGCCCAUGUCGGCGGGACCAAUAUUGCAUCGCUCACACGCAGCAGCAGCAGCAGCAGCCGCAUCACGCAACCAAAACCAAAACCAAUCAUCACCACCACCUAAAUCAUCACAGCUACAACAACAACAACAGCAUUAUCCACCGAUACAUAGCUCAUUGCGUCAUUUGGGUGGCGUUGGUGGCGCUGUCGGAACUGUGCGUCAUCAUGCUCAUCAUCACCAGCAGUUGGGACCAAAUCAAUUGAAAUUUAAACAAGCUCUAGACAAUCAGCAAAAGGAAUACGGCUGUGAUGAGCAUAGAACUCGACGAGGUAGCGAAACCCUUUUACAGGAUUACGAUCACGAUGCGGAACAGGGCGGCUACUUAGAUGGACUACGUUCACAUUUGGGUGGUUUAACACAACGUGUCAAAUCAUGGUAUUGGGGACGACCUCUUGAGUUGGCCACAAAGCUCUCAAGAAGCUUCGAUAUGAAGGAGGAAGGCGGCACUUUGCUGGGCGAUAAAGGUGUACGAAGGCAUCAGUCCAUGCAACGUCUGUCAGCUGAACAGAACGGUGGUUCAACGACUGAACAAACACAUGAACACAAUCCAAACGUCGUACCUGAUCAUAGAGGCAACUUACACAUUACAGUUAAGAAAACGAAACCAAUUUUAGGUAUUGCUAUCGAAGGUGGUGCUAAUACAAAACAUCCGCUUCCUAGGAUAAUCAAUAUCCAUGAAAAUGGUGCGGCAUUUGAAGCGGGGGGCUUGGAAGUCGGGCAAUUAAUACUGGAAGUAGACGGCACCAAAGUGGAAGGUCUACAUCAUCAGGAGGUUGCUCGAUUGAUAGCCGAGUGCUUCGCUAAUCGUGAAAAGGCUGAAAUAACCUUCUUAGUUGUCGAAGCAAAAAAAUCAAAUUUGGAACCGAAGCCAACAGCGUUAAUAUUUUUAGAAGCCUAACAUUUGCUUGCCCUGCCGGCUAGUGACCCAUUGGAGCGACAAAAAUUGGAGUUCCUCUACGAAUGGGGCAUCGAUUUAACGGAGACGCCAAAACCAAUGCCAACACCGAUACCGCUGACAAAAGCUAAGAAUCCACCACCUCUGCCACAUGAGCUGCAAUACCAAGAGCAACAACAACAGCAACAGCAACAACAACAGCAACAGUAUAGCAACAACAACAGCAAUGCCAAUAGCAAUA
Molecule: messenger RNA, 4563 nt
Organism: Drosophila busckii
Lineage: Eukaryota; Metazoa; Arthropoda; Insecta; Diptera; Drosophilidae
Gene: dysc
Product: whirlin
Exons: 18
Coding region: 1227-4325 (1032 amino acids)
Cellular component (GO): plasma membrane; cilium; stereocilium tip
Molecular function (GO): protein binding
Source: RefSeq, a predicted model, not a curated record